AUGUGGGCUGGUCCGACAGCGACGGGAAGGCCGGCGUUCAUGGCCCAAACGAGGACGUUUGAUCCAACGGGCACUUAUGUACCUAACACUCCGCUGCAGACGUCAAUCCCCAUCGAGGGCAUGGGGACAGGGAACACGAGCAUUUUCCAGAUGAUGGGUUAUCUAUCGCCUUACUCACCCUCUCCUGGAUUUGGCGUGGAUGAGUAUCCACUGCCCGAGGGCGCGGAGAUCGUUCAGGUGCAGAUGCUGUCUCGUCACGGCUCCCGCUAUCCGACUACUGGCACCAAUGUCGAAGCUUUUGGCAAGCGGAUUGCUGAGGCUGCUGGGAAGUACAGGGCCACCGGUUCAUUGUCAUUUUUGAACGAUUGGAAGUAUCAGCUCGGAGCAGAGAUUCUCGUCCCAAGAGGCAGGCAGGAGCUAUUCGAAUCAGGCAUUCUACACUCGUACAUGUAUGGCAGCUUGUACAACACCAACAGCAAGAUCAUCGUCCGCAGUACUACCCAGGAUCGUAUGCUAAAGUCCUCCGAGUACUUCCUUGCCGGCUUCUUUGGUCUGGAAUGGACAAAGAAUGCUACAAUUGAGGUGAUCAUCGAGAAAUAUGGUUUCAACAACUCCCUAGCAGGCUAUCAUCGAUGUCCCAAUGCUAAAGAGGACAGGGGUGGUACAGAUGCGCAAAGGAUAUGGUUCGAGAACUAUUUACAGAACGCCACUGCCAGGCUCAGCAACUUGGUCGAGGGCUAUGAUUGGACUGUCGAUGACACCUUUGCAGCUCAGAAUCUGUGCCCGUACGAGACGGUCGCGUACGGCUUCAGCCGAUUCUGCGAGCUAUUUACGUACGACGAGUGGAUUGGCUUCAGCUACGCCAUCGACCUCGCUUUUGCUGGAAAUAAUGCUUUCCAAUCUCAGACCGGCAGAGCGGUAGGAAUCGGUUGGCAACAAGAGCUCAUUGCCCGACUCAAGAACCACACAUUGGGCUAUUCAGGGUCACAAAUUAAUGUGACUCUUGACAGCAGCACCGACACCUUUCCUUUGAAUCAAAGUCUUUACUUUGACUUCUCACACGACACGAACAUCAUUUCUGUCUUGACCGCGCUCGGCUUCAAGCAGUUUGCGGCCUUCCUAGAUGCGAAGCAGUAUCCGGGUCCGCACAAUUUCACCAUCUCGCAUAUGGUGCCAUUCGGCGCACGGCUUGAUGUCGAGAUCAUCAAGACACCCCGACCUGUGGCGGCUGAUCGCUCGGGGUACCUGCCAACCGGCCCAGAGACGACGUACAUCCACUUUAUCCUGAACCAACGGACACUACCGCUGGGCUGGAGCUUUCCCGAAUGUGACGUCUACCGGCUUGAUGGAUGGUGCGAGCUUGACACCUUCCUCAAAGUACAAGAUGAGAUGGAGAAGCUUGCCAAAUAUGAUGAGGCUUGCUUUAGUGAUUACAAACCACAGCCCUAUGGCGUGGUGAUGGAUGGUGCACCACUAUAA
Messenger RNA from Phaeoacremonium minimum UCRPA7, 1479 nucleotides. Its product is annotated as putative acid phosphatase protein. The record is from RefSeq and is a predicted model, not a curated record. Gene Ontology annotation, molecular function: acid phosphatase activity. NCBI's taxonomy places the organism in Eukaryota, Fungi, Ascomycota, Sordariomycetes, Togniniales, Togniniaceae. The transcript has a single exon. Bases 1 to 1479 code for a protein of 492 amino acids.